AUGGAGCAGCUCGAUGGGAUCAGUUCGGUCUCCGGUGGCACUUGGGCCUCUUCGAUCUACAUGUUCGCGCGGGAGUUCCAGGGCGAGGCCAUCGAGGCCAGUGCCUUGCUCGGGGCGCGGACGAGGCCGGAGCAUCUGACCCUGCAAGCCUUGCGAGAGGAGGCUCCCCCCAUGGCGCGGGGCAUUACGAAGGGCAACUCCAGCCAGCUCCUCUGGCAGUAUGCGGGCUCACACCGAGACAAUGAGGUCUGGGCCCAUGUGGUGGCAGACCUGAUCUUGCAGCCCUUUGGUCUGGAGAGCUUCGAGUGUUGUGUGGCCGAGAGUGAGGAGGAGGUCAAGCGGAUCAAGGAGGAGAACCCGGGCAUCCAGGGCGUGCCCUUCCACGUGCCGCGCCGCGAUCGUCCAAAGCUCUUCGUGAUGAACGGCGCGCUGCUGGCGCCCUCAAACCAUGGCAUCUCCGGUGACAGCGUGGUGUCUUUUCAGAUGUCGCCAGAUUACAGUGGCAGCCCCUUUUACCCCAAGGACCAAGUCUUGCGCUUCACUCCAGACGUGACGUAUCAGCCAGUGCCUUUAUGCUGCAUCUAUCCCUGCUGGAGGAAGGCUUUGACCUUGAGCAUCGGGGGCGGCUUCAUCGAAACCUUUGCCUUCGGUGGCGACGCGCCGGAGGCUGAAGCGCAGCGGGGCGGCAAGGUGGAGGUCCCCACGCCGGACACGAGCUUCUCCUUGCCCGAGAUGGUGGGAAUCAGCAGCUAUGCUCCCGCCUCGUCCUUCUCGAACAGGCUGCUGACCAGUUGGUGGCUCAACAUCCGCAAGAAGUACUGGGCCAUUUGCAGCAACACUUGUCCAUCUGCCCAGGAAGCGCAUGAAUAUCAGAUGGGCGAUGGCGGGGCCAUCGACAACAGCGGUUUGCUUCCCCUCCUGCAGCGCAGGAGUCGCAAGGUGAUUUGGAUUGCCAGCUCCUACCGACCUCUACAGGACUACGACUUUGAAGGGGCCACCAUUGACAACUUCGACCCGGAUGCGGCAGGAGUGAUAGAUCAACUCUCGAGCCUCUUCGGGUACGGAUUGAACGACCAGGAUGAGGGCUACUUCUAUGCCAACAACCAGGUCUUCAAGAAGUCCCAGCUGCUGCCGAUCUGCCGAAAGCUCUUUGCUUUGAAGUCCUCAGGGAAGCCGAUGGUGCUGAAAGAGAGCUUGGACGUGCUGCCCAACAGCUACUGGGGCAUCCGGGGAGACUACCAGGUGUCCUUCGUGCUGAUCUACUUGGACGAGUGCGCAGAAUUCCAGCAGCAGCUGCCGCAGGAGGUCCGAGAUGAGAUCGCCAAGGGCCCAAAUGGCAUGCUGGAGAACUAUCCCAUCUACAAGACCACUGGGAACAACAAGGAGGACAUGUUGGGCCUCAACACUGCUCAGGUGAAUCUGUUAGCCGCCCAAGGGGAAUAUGCGGUGCGACAGAAUGCUCAUCUUUUCCGGGAGCUGCGGGAGAUCACGCUCAAGGCUCAAUGCGAAAGUGACACCGAUGUUGCAAGCGAGGCACCUAGCUCUGCCCAGCCCUCCUGUGCGCAAGAGCAAUUGACGUUGCUUGUUUCAGCCUUCCGUGUUGGACUGGACCUCUUGCACUCAGUUCGAAACAUGUUUCCAAUUGGGUGCAGCUGUUUCGGGCGGGACUGGAGGCUGGAGCCCUCCGAAGUCUCCCAAAACCAAGCGCUGCUGGCCAUGUCAGACCGACGUGCCCGGCACGUGGCCAAGGUGUUGCAGCUCCGCGACGGCGACGCGCUGAAGGUCGGCAUCCUGGAUGGACCCUACGACGACCGGGCGGUGGUCCGCUGGCGCUGGCCGGCUUCAGGCGGACGUUGGCGUGUGCCCGAACGCCGACAGCUACGUCCUGAGCGUCUAAGCAUGGAGGAGAUUGAAGGUGCCUUAGAUCGUGAGGAGGUUCUCCCCGAAUUCCUAGAGCUUCACUUUUCGGCGGCUGUGGAGUGUUUGCCGCGCUUUGAGGAGGCUCAGGUGGAUUUGCUCCUCGUACCUCCGCCAUUGGACCGCUUGACCAGGCUCUUGCCCCAGUUAGUGCAGCUGGGCAUUGGCACACUGGCCUUAUGCCAAGUGCCAGGCGGAGAUCGUGAGGUCUUCCACUGCCACCUGCUACGCAGCGAGAGGAAGCUGCGGGAGCUGCUGGUGAAUGGCUUGGAGCAGAGUGGACAAACCCAGGUGCCCGUGCUCCGGCAGCUGCGGUCCUCGGCGGACGUGGCCGCCUUCGCCCACAGCGGCGCUUGGGAGGCCAAGCUGAGCUGCUUCCAAGGCACCGAAGCCGCCAGGGAGCCGGUUCGCUCCGCUCGGUGGCGUCGGUGCGGAGCUCGUCUCUUGCUGGCCGUGGGGCCUGAUGGGGGCUGGCAGUCUCAAGAGGCGGAAGAGUCUCGCAUCGUUCAGCACUGUGAGAGGAAGAUCUCCUGCGGCAGCUGGGCUUCCAGGGGCUAA
Durusdinium trenchii is the source of this 2475-nucleotide messenger RNA. The record is from the annotation of a GenBank genome assembly. Lineage: Eukaryota; Dinophyceae; Suessiales; Symbiodiniaceae.